GCGUGGCGUUGAAGAAGACACUCUCUUUCUUCCCGCAGUCAGUAGUGUUGGCGUGCCGGCUCGUUGGUCAGUUCCUCCGAUGAACCGUGACUCGAUGGAUCGAUAGGAAACGCGUUUUGCCGUGAAUCAAACCCAAAAAGGGCUUGCCCUUUAGUGUAGUCUUUUGGAGUGGGCUUUUAUUUGCUGUAAUUGCAGUUAAAUUGCUUUGUGUACGGUGUUAGAAGAAGAUUCGCAACGAGUUUUGAUUGAAAAGUGUUGCACGGUGAUUGGUUUUCAUUGAUGGAAGCUCGUCGAGUGAGAAACGGAAACGUGUUUACGUUUUCAGGUGGUGUGAAAAUGGGAAACGAGGCGGAAAAUCAGCUGACGGAGAAGGAUGGUGGGGGUGGUGGUGCCGGCGAUGCACCAGGGGACAAGGUCGUCCUGAAGCGCAAGAUUACGCUGAUCAACGGAAUUACGAUCAUUGUUGGAACGAUUAUUGGAUCCGGCAUUUUUGUGUCACCGGCGGGAGUUUUCCUGUACACGAAAUCCGUCGGUUCCUCGCUGGUCAUCUGGACGCUCAGCGGUAUCCUGUCGACACUCGGAGCCCUUUGCUACGCCGAGCUGGGCACGUGCAUCACCCGCUCCGGUGGUGACUACGCGUACCUACUUGUUGCAUUCGGACCACUUGUUGGCUUCCUGCGGCUCUGGAUGGCCCUGCUCAUCAUCCGACCGACGACGCAGGCCAUCGUCGCGCUCACGUUCGCGCAGUACGCCGUGAAGCCAUUCUUCCCGGAGUGUGACCCGCCGGACAAUGCCGCCCGGCUGUUGGCCGCCGUCUGUCUGUGCUUCCUGACCGCCAUCAACUGCAUCUCGACCAAGUGGGCCAUGAAAAUCCAGGACGUGUUCACGCUGGCCAAGCUAACGGCCCUGAUCAGCAUCAUAUUGGCAGGGGUUUGGUUCUUGUCCACCGAGGAGACGGAAAACUUUGACAACGCCUGGGAGGGCGAUUACGGACUGUCCAAUUUGGCCUAUGCGUUCUAUUCCGGACUGUUUGCCUUUGGCGGGUGGAACUAUUUGAACUUUGUCACCGAGGAGCUUGAGAAUCCCUACAAGAACCUCCCGCGUGCCAUCUGGAUCGCUAUGCCCAUGGUCACCGGCAUCUACGUGCUCGUCAACUUGGCUUACUUUGCCGUCGUUUCCCGCCAGGACAUGCUCACUUCGAUUGCGGUCGCCGUUAGCUUCGGAAACCGGAUGUUCGGCGCCGUUGCUUGGCUCAUACCGAUUUUCGUAGCGCUCAGUUGCUUCGGUGGCGUCAACGGAAUUCUGUUCACCUCGGCGCGGCUGUUCUCGACCGGCGCGCAGGAGGGACACCUGCCGGCGUGGUUCUCGCUGGUGCACGUCAACCGACAGACGCCUAUUCCGGCGUUGAUAUUUACCUGCGCAACCUCGAUCCUCACGCUGUUCUCCGCCGACGUGGUUGCUUUGAUCAACUAUUUCAGCCAGAUUUUGUGGCUCUCGGUUGCAGCCUGCAUCGCCGGCCUGCUAUGGUUGCGAGUAACAAAACCCAACAUGCCCCGCCCCAUCCGGGUGAACCUGGCCCUGCCCAUCAUCUUCCUGACCUGCUGCCUGGUGCUGGUGCUACUUCCCUCGUUCUCCGAGCCGCUGAACCUGAUCAUCGGCGUCGGCAUCACGCUGACCGGCGUACCCGUGUACUACGUGUGCGUCGUGCGGAGCAAGGACAAACGCAAGCGAAACUACCUGAUGGCCAAAAUCGAGCGCGGUUGCCAGAUCCUGUUCAACGCGGCGUUCGUCGACUGUCACCACGACCGGAAGGACGACCGGGAAAUGUCCGACAUGCAGACGAGCAUCGUGGACGAAAAGAACGUGUACAACUAAAGGAGCUGGUUAUCUCUCUCUAUGUCUUUUUUCUGAUUAUUUGAUUUCUUUACAGUAAGUUUUCAUACGAAAGCGAGGUUAAACAAAGUUCGCUAGCAUUUAUAGAAAUAUUGUUCGCAUUUUGAGCUAAGAACCGAAUACAUUUAGUUAGGCGUUGAUAUAGUGAUGAUUUUCUCUUAGCAUAGCUGUUAGUGUUACUUUUGGACAUUUAUAUUUUACUGCUGAAGCAAGUUUUUGGAAAAGAAACGCGCAAAGUGCACGAGAUUGAUUGGCAGCAUUAUUUGCAUGAGAAAAUAACUUUACUGUCUACUUAUAUACAAACAGGAAUAUAUUGAUGUAAGAUCUGAUCAAGAACAAAAUAUACACACAGUUUACAGCUAAAGUAAUACUUUAUAAGUGUACACAAUCUACAUUUACAAGACAAAUCGAUGUACUUAAUAAAAUGCCAAAUAAAAAAUA
Molecule: messenger RNA, 2334 nt
Organism: Culex pipiens pallens (northern house mosquito)
Lineage: Eukaryota; Metazoa; Arthropoda; Insecta; Diptera; Culicidae
Gene: JhI-21
Product: Y+L amino acid transporter 2
Exons: 7
Coding region: 280-1875 (531 amino acids)
Biological process (GO): amino acid transmembrane transport
Cellular component (GO): membrane
Molecular function (GO): L-amino acid transmembrane transporter activity
Source: RefSeq, a predicted model, not a curated record